AUAACAGGAAACAGCUAAAACGUACAAUCACUGAACAGGCAAAACUCAAAAAGCAGCUAGCAGCAGCUACAGCUACAGCAGUGCCGUUGGGUCAGCACUUUCAGCAGCCAAAACAACCCAACACGGCAGACGAACAAGUUAAGCCAUAAAGACCCUUUUUUUCCCUUCUUUCAUUGGAGAGGAAAAAGUAGGAUUAGGGUUGUUUUGGGUUGGAACUAAAGAGUUGCUAGAGAGAGAGAGAGGAGAGGAGAAAAAUGGUGAACCCAAGAUGUUAUAUGGACAUAAGUAUAGGUGGAGAACCAGAAGGAAGGGUAGUGAUUGAGUUGUAUAAGGAUAUUGUGCCCAAAACUGCUGAAAAUUUCAGGGCUUUAUGCACAGGUGAGAAAGGCAUUGGACCUAACACUGGUGCUUCUCUGCAUUACAAGGACGUGCGAUUUCAUCGCAUUAUCAGAGGUUUCAUGAUACAAGGUGGGGAUAUAUCAGCUGGUGAUGGAACUGGGGGAGAAUCCAUUUAUGAUUUGAAAUUUGAAGAUGAAAAUUUCGAGUUAAAACAUGAAAGAAAAGGGAUGUUAUCAAUGGCUAAUAUGGGGCCUAAUACUAAUGGAUCUCAAUUCUUUAUUACGACUACUCGAACGCCUCAUCUUGAUGGAAAACAUGUGGUGUUCGGGAAAGUUAUAAAAGGAAUGGGUGUUGUUCGUUCUAUUGAGCAUGUUGCUACCGACGAUGGUGAUUACCCCACUCAAGAGGUUAUAAUUGCAGAUUGUGGAGAAAUUCCCGAAGGGGCAGACGAUGGAAUAUCAAACUUUUUUAAGGAUGGUGAUAUGUAUCCUGAUUGGCCUGCUGACCUUGACAAGAAAUUCGAUGAAAUUUCUUGGUGGAUAGAGGCAGUCGACUCAAUCAAAGCAGUUGGAAAUGAACAAUACAAGAAACAAGACUACAAAAUUGCUCUUAGAAAAUAUUGGAAGGCUUUGCGCUACUCGGACGAAUGUUGGGAGCUGGAAGGCAUUGAUGAAGCGAAAAGCUCCAAGUUGCGGAAGAUCAAGUCUCAGAUAUUUACAAACAGUUCUGCCUGCAAAUUGAAACUCGGUGAUCUAAAAGGAGCAUUGUUGGACACAGACUUUGCAAUUCGUGAUGGAGAAUAUAAUGUGAAAGCUUUCUUUCGUCAAGGCCAGGCAUAUAUGGGACUUAAUGACAUCGAUGCUGCGGUGGAGAGCUUUAAAAAUGCAUUGGACUUAGAACCGAAUGAUGGUGGAAUAAAGAAAGAGCUUGCGGCCGAAAGGAAGAAGAUUGCUGAUAGACGAGACCAGGAGAAAAGGGCUUACUCUAGAAUGUUUCAGUAUAUCACGGUACACCAACGAUCUUCAUAUUUGCUUUCUGAUUACCCAAAGGUAUUACUUUUCUAGUAAACUAUAAUUUGAUAUGUAUGCUGCCUUUUACUUGAAGGAUCAAUUUUGUUUCCUUUUUGCAUACAUUAUCAAGUAUUCCGUCUUUCGAGUUUGUUCUCGAUAUAAUCUGGCCAGAUUAGUAAAAAAUCAGGUAUAAUUUUGUUCUUUUUUUGUGUAAUGGAGUCCUACAGACUAUCACUCUAUUCUUUUGAGCUGGAUUAUUUCUGGUCAUUUUGAGUUCGGAUUAUUUUGGGUUGAAUUGUUUCGGGUUGUUGACCUUUUUAUGGUUAGAUAGAUAUUAUCAGGUUUGGAUUCGGGUAUUUUCGAGUUUGUGUCAAAAUUGAUAGGUCUACUAUGUUGCUAUAGUUUCAUUUUUCUUGAAGUACCUACAUCUAACACCCAUGUUUUCUGCAUUUUCGGAUUUGGUUAUAGGGAUACGAUAUUUCUAGUGGAAAAACUUGGAAAAUAAAUGAAUAUACCGUAUCGAAUAUAUAUUUAUAUUAAGUCUGAUAGACAUAGCUUAAUCUUCGAGAAAACUUUAGUUUCUCGAUUUAUUUAGAGGCGAAACAAACAAGCAAACUCCCAAGUUUUUAUUCAAAGACAACAUUUUCCAAGGGGAAAAAUCUCAAUUUUCUUGCAUGCCCUUAGGCACUAAGACGAAAACAUCGUUGUUCAUGGAGUCUGAUGGCAAAUUUAGCAAGAGCUUCUUCAUUUGUUGUGAGUCCUUCAUCUUCCUCUAGUCUCCCGGUCUCAAAAUUCAGCUUCGAAACAGGUUUCUUCAAGAGUUCGUUUGCAAUCUCCACAAGCUUCUGCAGAUUCUCCUCGGUUGCAAUAUCAGCUGUUGAUGUUGCGCCGGUCAACGAGUCAUCCUAUUCAAACAAGAUGUCAAUACGCAUAUUGUAAUUCUUGUAGCUUCGUUACAAAUCUAUUAAACUGUACCUGAAUGCGAAGAUAAUUUUCUUUGCACCUAGAGGUUCGGAAAAGAGCAGAAACAUGAAAAUCAACCAUAUCGGAACUCGCUUGCCCACAAGCAUCAAGAAGUGGUGUGUUCCCAUUGAGGAAGAUCCAGUCCAACAUUCCCCAAUUAUUGGCUGUAACUGCAUCAUACUUUGGUGCAUCCAUGGAGGCAAUACCGGUUCCGAGCGAAAGCACGAGCAUCCUCUUGUUAUCCAUUGGUUCAAUAUCAUUAAAUUUCGCGUUUUGCUUGAAACUCUCCAUCCGAACAUGGCUGAUAGCUAUCAGAGUCUACACAUACAAUUCACAUUAAAAUGGUCUUUAAAUUAUCACAAAUUUUGUUAGCUACUAACAACCUAUGAGCUAUAUAGCCUGGUUGGAUUCUCACAGGGUUGUUUGCAGCAACUCCACCGUCGAUGAGAUCAAAGCUAUGAGUUUUGCCAUCAGAACCCUUUGUUUCGAAGUGGUGUGCCGGUAGAAGAGUCGGAGCAGCUGAGGUACCGAUGCAUGCAUCGUAUAGUUUAGCAUUCUUCCAAUCGUUUACCUUUGCCUAAAUUAAAAAAAAAAUUUAAGGUCGAUUUAAUGACUAAAUAUAAAUAAUAUUAGAAAUAACACAAUAAUUCUUACAUCAUUGGUUGAGAAGAUAACUGGCUGAAGAAGCUUGAUAUCAAAAGUUGGUAAAACAAGAUUAGUCAAUGCCUGUUUUAGAGUAAUGUCUCCUAGUAAUUGGUUUAUCAGUGAUCUUAGGUACUUUCCGUCGUAUUUGGGUCCCGUCGAUGUAUUUAUGCUGCUAAAUUAUAACAUUUUAAUGUCAUAAAUCAAUAGAAAAGUGGUAAUUGAAUUA
Molecule: messenger RNA, 3183 nt
Organism: Gossypium raimondii (Peruvian cotton)
Lineage: Eukaryota; Viridiplantae; Streptophyta; Magnoliopsida; Malvales; Malvaceae
Product: peptidyl-prolyl cis-trans isomerase CYP40
Exons: 8
Coding region: 255-1403 (382 amino acids)
Biological process (GO): protein folding; protein peptidyl-prolyl isomerization
Molecular function (GO): protein binding; peptidyl-prolyl cis-trans isomerase activity
Source: RefSeq, a predicted model, not a curated record